AUGGCAUCUAGCGAGGAGAGGUCCGUCAGCCCGGAGGCCAAUGGCGCCGAGACCAAGCCCAAGUCCUCCAGCAAACGCAAGAACACGACCGACGAGAUCGAAAUCGACCUCGCCGCCCCCGAGCCCCCCUCCAAGCGCGCCAAGCGUGCCCUCAAGAAGGGCAAAUCCGCCUCGUCCAAGAAAUCCGGCAAGGACGACGACCGCGACCUCCUGGACGGUGAGGAUGAGGCCGCCGACGCCGACGGCAAGCCGAAGCGGUCGGAGCACGGGGUCUGGAUCGGGAACCUCCCCUUCGCGGUCACGGCGACGAUGCUCAAGACCUGGCUGGUCAGCAACUCGGGCGGCGUCAUAACCGACGAGUCCAUCACCCGGAUAAAGAUCCCGACGACCAAGACCAGCGGCCGCGACAGGGCGGCCAAGCCGGUGAACAAGGGAUUCGCCUUUGUGGACUUCUCGGAGAUCGGGCCAAAAGUCUCCGCCAUUGCGCUGUCGGAGAACGACCUCGCCGGCCGCAAGCUCCUGAUCAAGGACGCAAAGUCCUUCGAGGGCCGCCCCAAGAAGGAGCCGGAGCCGGAGCAGUCCAAGGACGGGUCUCUUCAGCAGAAGGAUGCGUUCAAGCAGCACGAGAACGCCAGCAGGAAGGUCUUUGUCGGCAACAUGAGCUUCAAGGCUACCGAGGAGGAUCUGUACAGAAAUUUCGAGAAGUGCGGCGAGAUUGAGUUCGUCAAGCUCGCCACGUUUGAGGACACAGGAAAAUGCAAGGGAUUCGGCUGGGUCAAGUUCAAAGAGCCCGAGGCCGCCGCCUGGGCCGUCAAGGGCUUCGUCAAGAUCAAGGAGAAGGUGGAGACGGAGGCAGAUUUCAAUGGCGAGGAGGACGGUGAUGACGACAAGCCACAAGAAAAGCAGUUCAAGACGAGAAAGUGGUGGGUGAACAGGAUGUUCGGGCGGGAGCUGAAACUGGAACUGGCAGAAGAUGACCAAUUACGGUACAAGAAGCGAUUCGGCAAAGAUGCAAAGAAGGAUGACGGGAAUGAGGGGCGUGGAAAGGGCAGGCAGCCUCGCUCAAGAGGCCAGGAUGCGAAUGACGGACCAACGGAAAGCAAGGAGCUGCGGGCUGCUGAUGAUAUCCAAGUUGCCAAGUUGACUGGAGCGGUGGUGAAGUCGACGGGAACAAAGGUCACCAAGAAAGAUACACAUCCCGCAGUCACAAUGUACGAGGCUGUAAUUGUCUUUACGCUGGAUACCAUCUGUCCAUGGACAUUUCUGGCCAAGAAGAGGCUCGAUGAAGCCCUCGCCAAGGUCCGGGCGUCCCAAGCUUCCCCGGACGUCACAUUCACCGUCCGCUACGACUCAUUCCAGCUCCAUCCGGAUCUCCCACAGACGGUGGACAAGCAAGAGUGGUACCUCCGCAACAUGCACAUGGACAACCCGGACGCCCAGAAGCUCUACCAGGCGCACAUGUCCGAUCAGUUCGAGCCCCUGGGCAUCACCUUAAACUUCGACGGCACCAUUGGGAACACCUUCCAGGCCCACCGCGUCAUCCAGUAUUUCCAGGAGGACAAGGGCCCGGAGACUGCGAGCCGCCUCGUCGACGGCCUCUUCAUGAGGUAUCUCACGAAGGCGAAGAAUCCAACUAGCGAGGAGACGCUGGUGGAGAGCUGUGUGGAGGCCGGCAUCGACAGGGAGGAGGCGACGGCGGUGGUGCGCGACCAAUCCAAGAAGGAGGCCGAGGUGAAGCGGGGCAUGCGAGAUGUCGCAAUGGAUACCGACUCGGUCCCCAGCGUCAGGUUCGAGGGCAGGCGGAGAGACAUCACGAUACGGGGGGCGAAGGAGGUGCCUGAUUACAUCAAGACUCUGGAGACGAUCAUCAAGGACAGUUCUUAA
This is a messenger RNA of Clonostachys byssicola, 1884 nucleotides long. The record is from the annotation of a GenBank genome assembly. NCBI's taxonomy places the organism in Eukaryota, Fungi, Ascomycota, Sordariomycetes, Hypocreales, Bionectriaceae.